Molecule: messenger RNA, 2167 nt
Organism: Mugil cephalus (flathead mullet)
Lineage: Eukaryota; Metazoa; Chordata; Actinopteri; Mugiliformes; Mugilidae
Gene: tax1bp3
Product: Tax1 (human T-cell leukemia virus type I) binding protein 3
Exons: 4
Coding region: 156-542 (128 amino acids)
Biological process (GO): neurotransmitter receptor transport postsynaptic membrane to endosome; neurotransmitter receptor transport, endosome to postsynaptic membrane
Cellular component (GO): postsynaptic membrane; postsynaptic density; adherens junction
Molecular function (GO): protein binding
Source: RefSeq, a predicted model, not a curated record
GCGGCUGGUUUCCCAUUUGGGAUCGUCCUACCGCUACUACUCAUGAGGAGAUCUAGGAAGUUGUCUUGCUGUUAAAACCUCCGUUUUUUCUUUGGCUCUUACAAGAACUGCGGAAAGUCUCGUCGGUGUUCAGCAUAAACGACCUCAACAAGACAAUGUCUUUCGUCCCAGGCCAGCCGGUGACCGCUGUUGUGCAACGAAUUGAGAUUCAGAAGUUGCGGCAAGGAGAGAACCUGAUCCUGGGCUUCAGCAUAGGAGGAGGGAUAGACCAGGACUCCGGCCAGAACCCCUUCUCUGAGGACAAGACUGAUAAAGGCAUCUAUGUGACCAGGAUUACACCAGGAGGACCAGCAGACGUGGCAGGCUUGAAGAUGGGAGACAAAAUAAUGCAGGUAAAUGGUUGGGAUAUGACCAUGGUGACCCAUGACCAAGCUCGUAAAAGACUAACGAAGAAGAAAGAAGAUGUAGUGCGACUACUGGUUACCAGGAAGUCGUUGGAGGAAGCUGUCAAACAUUCUAUGAACAAAUACCCCAGACAGUAAGCUAGUGGCACAACCUAUAAGCACAGAUACAAUAGUCAAGGACUGAUACUCCUCCAGAUUCAGAUGAUGUUUGCACCGUGGUCCUGAUUUCAUCACAGAAACAAAGAAAUACAGAGACAACUUGAGAAGCCUGUGACACACCAGGCCGACAACUGGCCAGACCCAGUUCACGUAUUUUUCCAUGUAGUUUUUCUGCUGUGUUCCCCAUCGUUUUCACUUGUUGGACCCCUGUCAGCAGUUUUCUGACAAUUCUCCUGGGAAGAUAAGUGAAAGUGACAAAAAUGAACACAAAAACAAAGUUGAAUAGGUACAUAGAAGGAUUUUCUCAGCUUUUAUCUCUGUCUAAUCUGAACUUUCAAAUACACAACUUUUUUCACAGCAACACAAUCAUCUAGUGCAUUGUUUUGCUCAGACACAGGUAACAAGAGGGGACACAGUUCUGUGAUGUCCGUUUGAUGUGUCUGUACCUUAACCUUUAGGGAAAACAUCUGGAUGUCUGAGUCUGGAUGUGCCACUUGUUACACAUUCUGAUGAGUCUCAUGUCUGCUUUUUGCCAAUUGUAGCUCAGAAUUCACCCAUUCAAGACAUUCACAGUAAUCAGUGCUGUACUUUACCGAUUCAUUCCCACUUAGAGGAUAUUGGUCAUAUGUCUUCUGUUCAUUCUUGGGAGCAAUAGUAGUUUUUCUAUUUUUCUAUUUACAUGUUUGAUCCUGUUCCUUGACCAAAGCUAGACUCGUUUGACUGAAUACACAAAGAAAUCUUCACUUAUGUUUAUCAUAUCCUUAAUGUCAGCUUUCAUCUCAUUUAAAGAAAAAAUAUUUUGCUGUCAAGAUUAAAAUGCCAAAGAAAAAGCCAAGGCACUCUCCAGUAACCAGUAUGCUUGUUACAAUUUGUGUUGUCAGUUUUUUUUUUUUUUUUUAAGAAAUGGUACAGUAUUCUGUAACAAAAAAAAACAUAUAUGUAAUUUCAGUAUACACCUUAUUCAUACACAAUAAUGUAUUUUCACUAAUACUAAUGUAUCUUUGUGUUUUGUUUAUCUUGCCUUUGGUUAAUUGCAUCUACCUACAGCACAGUUGAAAUGUUUUUUUUUGUUGUUGUUUUUUUGUUUUGUUUUUUUACAGUAUAUCAGAUUGGGAGGAUGCCUAUUGCCACAGCGUCACCACUGUCAGAAAAUUCACAAACUCUAAUGACAAUUAUCAAGUUUAGCAAGAGAAAUAUGGUAAUUUCCUAUGUUACACUGGAGUCCACUACAUUCAGAUUGUCUAAAACUGUAAAAUGUUUUGACGUUAUUUAUUGUCGCAGAGCAGAUGUCCUCUGCAAACCUGAACCAAGCCAGAGUGAAUAUUGUCUGAUAACUCUGAAUGUGCACAGCAGCUUUAAACGAACAAAUCAAUACAUACCAGUAAGAUCCAUUUUCACAAUGUGAUAUGGUUUUAGCAACAUGCUAAACAGUAUUUUCUCUUUGAAAUGUUCAGAAAUCAUUCAUAAAUGAUGUGACUGUACUAAUCUUAUGGCAACUAUAUCUGCUCUGUUUUGUAAUGUUGACAUAAAAAUUACAUAUUUUGUAUGUGUUUUAAAAGAGCUAGUGGUUUUCAAAAAAAAUUAAAACAUGAUUUCUCCCCCAA